Molecule: messenger RNA, 1551 nt
Organism: Arachis ipaensis
Lineage: Eukaryota; Viridiplantae; Streptophyta; Magnoliopsida; Fabales; Fabaceae
Source: RefSeq, a predicted model, not a curated record
AAAAAGAUUUUUGAGUGAUCCAUCUUCGGCUCGAACUGCUUUGGAGAUGUCGAAAAACAAUGAUUCCAUGAAGGCCUUCAAGAAGGCAAAGAAGGUUGCAGCUGCUCAAAACAUUUCGGCCAAGGUGGCGGGAGAGGGGUCUUCUCAAGUUUCGGUGAAGCUGCCUGUGCCAAGUUCUCCUGGGCCGAGGAAGGUGAUCCCUACUCCUCGAGUUCGUCCGGCUGACCCUCCACAAACUUCUGCUGCCACUUCUGGUGCUCCUCCCAGCAAAAAACAAAAAACAAUUGAGCCUUUCAACCUUGACGCUCCUGACUUUGAUGUAGUGGAGUUUGUUGACCAACAGAUCGGUCCUUAUGGUGCCCUCCCCAUGGAUGAUGUUUCGCUCCUUCGCCAUUUAGAUUUUAUAACUCAGAGCAGCAUCAAGAUGGCCCAUAUGGGGGCUGCCCUGUAUCGGACUGCUCAAAAUCUUCCUCUCCAUGCCACCAAAGCCUUUAUGGAGGAGGCUAAACAAGAGUUUGAUAGGAUGAAGGGCUUGAAGGAGGAGCUUGAGGUGAAGGUGGCCAAACUGGAGAAGGAUUUGAAGAAUGAGAAUGCGAGUUCCUUUGCUCUGGCAGCUUCUGUGUGGUUGGCUGAGGACACAACAUUGAGGCAUAAAGACAGCUACGUUACAGACUAUCAGGAGGGGAUGCAUUUGAAGGAGGAGUUGGAGAAUGCCCGAGCUGAUUACUCUGAGCUCCAGGGUCAUCUUGUUAGCAGUGUGAAUGCUGCUUACGAGAGCCUGAAGGAGCAGGUUCGAAUUAUUGCGCCUGAGGCCGAUCUUACUCUUUUUAGCCUGGAUAAUGUUGUGAGGGAUGGUAAGAUUGUCCCUGAUGACCAGGAUGAUGACGAUGUCGAUCCUCCCCCUGUGCCUUCUGCCAAGGUGUCGGCUUCUAUAGCUCCUCCUGCUGGGAUCGUUCGUCCAGAGUUAGAUCAUGAUUGUCAAAUUCUGAAUAGGGACGACGGUACAGUAGAUGUUGUGCCUCUCCAAGCUCGCCCUCCUUCACCUCGGACUGAUGCUGCCGAGCAGUCUUCUAAUCUUAGCUGAAUUUUCUUGGAUAUUUGUGUAGAUAGCCCGGCUUGUGGGCUUUUAAACUCUUUAUUUUGUACUUUAAAUAUUUUGCUUGACUGUUGAUACUCCUUCUGGUUGCUUGUUCAGCAACUUUUGAUUUUGAAAAAAUAACAAAUAGCUUUCAAGCUUUUGGGCCUGACCCUGAAGCUUGUUAUAAUAUUGUAUUUUAUAUCAUGCUUGUUUGCACUUGUCUUGGCAUCUUUCUGGGUUUUAAGAAUGCUGAAGCCUUGCUGCUUGGCCUCUUUGAAUUGCUUUGUGUUUAUUGCUUGUAGCUUGGAUCCUUUUAGGUUGUGGAUGUGUGGACCCCACUUGUAUUUCGAUUUUCCAGCUCUUGUAUUUAUUUCUAGCAAUCCAUAACCGAUUUCUUUACGUUGGUCUUUUUCCCGUUGUUUUUGUAGUCCUCUUUUUUGGACCUUUGUCAGGUCUCUUUCAGGGACUACUUU